AUGAUAGAUUUUAACAAACGAGCUUUUUGGCAUUUUACAUUAAAAGAUAUAUUAACUAUUAUAUCUUCAGUUGCUAUACCUAUAGCUCUUGCUAUUUAUUCUGCAAUUGGAUCUCAACAACAAAAACGAGAAGCUGAAAAAACACGACAGUUUGAUUUGGAACAAGCUGAAAAAUUAAGACAACGAACACUUUAUGAUGAGUUUUUAAAUAACAUUUAUAAAUUAGAUAAAGAUGAUUAUCUCAGCGAUACAAAAAAUCCAUGGGCAUUUGCAAAUGCAUAUUAUCGUGCUGCUCAUCGUCAAUGGGAUACAAUACGUAAAGCAGAUGUCUUACAAUUUCUGAAAGAAAAACAAUUAAUUGGUAGAAAUAAUUGUUCUAAUGGAUGUAGAACAACAAAUUUAAAUGAUAUAAUCCGCUUGAAUAAGUUAAACUUUGAUAAUGUACAUCUAGCAAGUGAAACUGGUGUGUUAAAUCAGUUGGAUUUAGAAUGUGUUUCUUUUGAUCAAGUAUCAAUGUCAAAUGCAGUAUUUUCAUUUGCUAGUUUAAAUGGUGUAUCAUUUGAUGGAGGGCGGUUAGAUAAGGUGAAGUUUGAUGACUCAUCUCUACUUUGUGCUAGUUUUAAUGGUGUAAAUCUAUCGGGAGUAGAUUUUGGAAACUCAGAUCUGGCAGGUGCACACUUUUCAAAUACUGAUUUGUCAGGAGCUAAAAUAACGGAAGAUCAAAUAAAACAGGCAUAUUUCCAUAAUGUAACUAUGCCAAACGGAGUGAAGCGUGAAACUAUAUCCUCAACGACGACAAAAAAACCUAUAAUCCAAACAACAACAACAACGAUAAAAACAAAAAUGUCGACAACCACAUCAUCAUCAACAACAACAACGACAAUGAUGACGACAACGACGUCAACAAAAACGUCAACAACAACAACAACAUCAGCAUCAACAUCAACAACAACGUCAACGUCAACAACAUCAACAACAACGUUAACAACAACAACAACAACAACGACAUCAUCAAUAAUAGAUUACGUCUUUACACCGUCACCAGCUAGUUGUAAUAACAUUUUGACAACAAGCUGUACGACAACAACGACUAUUAUUGCUAGCUGUCAGAGUUAUGAAGUAUCAUGGAAUAAUCAUUGUUAUUAUCUUGAUGGGUCAAGUGGCAGUUGUAUCGCUGGUUACAGCCGAGCAACGAGUGCUGUUUUGCCGUGCAUAAGUUCACAGUUUGUUGGAAAGACGUAUCGAAGUACGAUAUCGGAUAAUUGUUGUGUCUGGACGGCAGCUACAUAUGUAUGUUUUGGGCUCAAUUCCAAUUGUAAUUCAGCAGAACCUUUUACUUCAGGACCAGCCCUAGGUGGUGGUGGUGGAGGAUCUGAUUUGAAAGCACAAGAAUGUGGGUCGAAACGUGAAAAAUCUAGGGGUAGUGCUCGUGUAAGAUUAGAAAUUUGUGCAACAGAUCAAGUUUGUAAGAUGGCAUGUGAACAAGAUAUAACAUGUUGGGUAUGGUCAUUUUCACUUUCAUUAAAAAAAUCCUGA
Molecule: messenger RNA, 1536 nt
Organism: Adineta steineri
Lineage: Eukaryota; Metazoa; Rotifera; Eurotatoria; Adinetida; Adinetidae
Source: the annotation of a GenBank genome assembly